Molecule: messenger RNA, 1221 nt
Organism: Dictyostelium discoideum AX4
Lineage: Eukaryota; Evosea; Eumycetozoa; Dictyosteliales; Dictyosteliaceae
Exons: 1
Coding region: 1-1221 (406 amino acids)
Source: RefSeq, a predicted model, not a curated record
AUGUCAAGAAGAUCACAACAAUCACAACAACGUAAACCUGCAAGAAGGGAUGAAAUAUCAUCAUCGUCAUCUGAAGAGGAGGAGGAGGAGGAGGAGGAGGAAGAGGAGAGCCCUGAGGAAUUUAGUGAAGGAGAGGAAGAAGAAGUUGGAAAUAAGAGAAAAAGAGCAACACCAAGAAAAACAACACAAUCACAACAAAGUUCAACAAGCACAACAACAACAACAACAACUACAACUAGAUCAGAAUUAACAGAAGAAGAGCGUUAUAAAUUAGUUUAUGAAUAUGUUAGACUUUUAUUAUUUUCAAAUAGAAAGAAAGUACCAAUUACAAAGACAGAAAUUAAUAAGAUCAUAUUGGCAAGAUUUAAAGAUAAGAGUUUACAAGGUUUUGUUUAUAAAGCUGGUAGAGAAUAUUUAAAGGAAUUCUUUGGUUAUGAAGUUGUAGAGUUGAAGAAAAAAGGCAAAGAAUCGUCAACUUAUAUCUUAAAGAAUUUAAAUGACUAUGAAGCAGUGAGACAAUUGGAUAGCAUCGAUCCAAUUGAAAACAGAGAAUCAAUGAUACAAAAAGAGAAUCUCACUUUAUUGACAAUUAUAUUAUCAAUCAUAUUUUUGGAAAAUGGUCAUGUUGAGUCACCACAAUUAUUACAAUUCCUAUCGGUAUUGGGUUUCUCUCAGAAUGAACCUCAUCCAGUUUAUGGUGAUCUUGAAAAAUUAUUAGAGAAAUUCUGUAGAGAGCAAUACCUAACUCGUAGAAAGAAUGUAGUCGAUAAUCAAAUCAUUUGGGUCUAUGAAAUGGGUCAAAGAUCUUCAACUGAAUCAUCCAAAAGAUUCAUUCUAAAUUCUAUCUCUGAUAUUUAUGGUAGUGAACCUGAUUCCAUUAUCUUAAAAGAAAUUGAACAAAAAGAAAAAGAUGAAGGUACUUUUGAUCCUCAAAAUGUAAAUUCAACAAGAGGUAGAACUCCAAAAACAAAUAAAAAUACUCAAUUUAAUCAAAAUAAUAAUCAAAAUAAUAAUCAAAAUAAUAAUAAUAAUAAUAAUAAUAACAAUAAUAAUAAUAAUAAUAAUAAUGAAGAUGAAGAAGAAGAAUCUCAACAAAGAGUUCAAAAAAGACCUCAACAAAGAGGUAAUUUAAGAAAACAAGUCACAAUUGAAGAGGAUGAAGAAGAGGAGGAAGAACCUCAACAAAGUCAAAGAAUGUCUCAAAGAAGUACAAGAAGAUAA